AUGGUCUCUGUGACCACUGUUGCUGGGUUACCCGAAGGAAACUAUGUUAAUGUUGUCAUUGACUUCAGAGGACGCUUGGAUCUGGUUCGAUUCAGAAAGGUAUGUCAAUCUCUGGUGCAGAAGAAUGAAAAUUUGCGCACUCAAUUUAGUCUUCAAAAUGGUACCAUCGAAGCCAUUGUCCGGGACGAUUUGGAAGUGCCAUUCUUGCAUCUCACUUCUCAAUCAGAAGCACUUGAGCACUGGGAAUCCGUUCCAUCGAGCUGUUUCGAUCGGCAGCUUGCGAGCUUUUCUUACAUCGUCAUGGAUGACGAUUCGACACACUUUGCACUGGGUAUUCAGGACAGCCAGUGUAAUGCAUGGACAGUCACACUCCUGCUUCGUCAACUGCAAAGCAUUUACCAUGGCCAUGAGGUCUGUCCUGGUCCAUCUUUCUCGGCGUUCGCAGCAAAAGUGCUUCUAGCGACAAAUCCUGAAGCUGAAAACUUUUGGAGAAAGCACUUGGCAGACUUGCCCAUGACUAUACUGAGUGACAAUUCCGCUGAAGGCGAUGAGCCAGACAUAAUUUUCAAAAAGUCCCUCAGAUUGUCGCCGUCAGGGUUUACAUUCGCCACUCUGAUAAGUUCCGCAUGGGCACUCGUCUUGUCAAAGCAUGCCAAAAAGGAAAGAGUCGUCUUUGGCGGAGCGGUCAGUGGAAGAAAUAUUGACAUGGAGGGUAUUUUGGAUGUUGUUGGGCCAUGUAUCAACAUGCUCCCGCUCCCCAUCGACGUCACCAAGUGCGAAACAUAUCUCGAGGUCUUGCAGAGUGUGCAAGAUACGAUGAUAGCUGCUGUCCCGUACGAGUCCAUGCCGAUGCCAGACAUCAUCACGCGCUGCACAGACUGGAGCCCCACGGCUGUUCUCGGAUCUAUUGUUCAGCACCUCGAUAUUACCUUCGACCUCCCUGUUGUUUCACAGUCCCCAUCUGAGGGAGACUCCGGCAUGCUAGAGUGGAAAUAUCUGCAGAUGAAGAAACGCUAUGGGCGUUGUCGGGCUACUGACAUUUAUAUAUUCUCAACCACCUCGCGGGAAGGUUUCGCAGAUAUACAGGUCAAGUUCAAUCCGUCACGCAUUACGCAGGGCUUAGGUGAAGUCUUGUUUGCUGAUCUUUGUGGAAACAUUGAGGCUGCGUUGCAGAGUCCAGAGAUGAAGAUACCGAGAGACCUUUGA
Messenger RNA from Penicillium brevicompactum, 1206 nucleotides. RefSeq names its product acetyl-CoA synthetase-like protein. Gene Ontology annotation, molecular function: phosphopantetheine binding; catalytic activity. The record is from RefSeq and is a predicted model, not a curated record. Lineage: Eukaryota; Fungi; Ascomycota; Eurotiomycetes; Eurotiales; Aspergillaceae. Gene Ontology annotation, biological process: secondary metabolite biosynthetic process; amino acid activation for nonribosomal peptide biosynthetic process. The transcript has a single exon. Gene Ontology annotation, cellular component: cytoplasm. Bases 1 to 1206 code for a protein of 401 amino acids.